This is a messenger RNA of Anopheles stephensi (Asian malaria mosquito), 2147 nucleotides long. Its product is annotated as cysteine sulfinic acid decarboxylase. The transcript has 4 exons. Gene Ontology annotation, cellular component: cytoplasm. Gene Ontology annotation, biological process: carboxylic acid metabolic process. Gene Ontology annotation, molecular function: carboxy-lyase activity; pyridoxal phosphate binding. NCBI's taxonomy places the organism in Eukaryota, Metazoa, Arthropoda, Insecta, Diptera, Culicidae. Bases 408 to 2021 code for a protein of 537 amino acids. The record is from RefSeq and is a predicted model, not a curated record.
ACGCGCGCCGAUGCGUUUGCGCGCAGCCAUAAUAAAUCUCGCUCACUCGCGUAAUAGUGUGCGCAAAAAAAAACAUGGGAAAGAGAAACCCUGGAAGAGAACACACAUCGGGAUGGCAGCUGAUUAGCGGUGGCGCAUCCUAAGGCACGCGACUGGGCGCUGCUGUCUCGGUGCGUCUCAAAAGUCCGACCGGCCGGCCGACUUGUCCGUGAUCUGCCACCACCACCAUGAAAGUCCACUGUCCGGUGUCACACCACACACCGAUAAGUAGCACGGUGAAAACGAGAAAUCGUGACAGAACGGGCCUCAGACGUGGUCGAGCUACCGGAGGACACGGUGCGUGUGUGUUUCUGUCCAGCAGCAGCAGUUGAGCAUCUGAAAUAGCGAAAGCUGAUACACGACAGUGGAUGGCGGCUACACACAACCGGAACAGUGUAUCGGAUCAGCAGCAGCAGGCCGAGUUGAAGAUGAACGGCCACCGGGAAUCGACGCUGAAGGGAACUCCGCUCAGUGCGGACGAUGAGUGGACCAUUCUGGAGCGAGUGUUCCGUGUGCUGGUCGACGAGGGUUACCUCGGUCCCGGCACACACGAGCAGCCAGUGGUGACGUUCGAAUAUCCGGACGACCUAAAGAAGCUAAUUCACUUCCCGAUGGAUGAGCAGACACCGUGCAGUGCAGCGACGGUGGAACGCAUCGUGCGCCUAGUGUUGCAGUAUUCCGUCCGCACCGGUCACAAUCAUUUCCACAAUCAACUGUUUGCCGGCGUCGAUCCGUACGGGUUGACUGGGAGCUGGAUUACGGAGGCCCUCAACACUAGCCAAUACACAUUCGAGGUCGGACCAACGUUUACGCUGAUCGAGGAUGCGGUCAUCGAGAAAUGCUUGCGACUGUUCGAGUUCGGCGAGGGCGAUGGAAUCCUUUGCCCGGGAGGUUCCAUGUCCAACAUGUACGCAAUGGUUGCGGCCCGCUAUCGCACCGUACCGGAUGUGAAGCGUACGGGAGUGGCGAAUCUGGCACAGCCGUUGGUUGUCUUCACUUCGGAGGAUGCUCACUACAGCAUUACCAAGGGUGUUCACUGGCUCGGGAUUGGAUUGAACAAUCUGAUCCGGGUGAAGACCGACCACCGAGGACGCAUGAUACCGGACGAGCUGGAGCUAGCCAUCAGGGAGGUACUCGAUUCGGGGCGCAAACCAUUCUUCGUCAAUGCAACGGCCGGCACAACGGUGCUCGGUGCGUUCGAUGACUUCAAUCUCAUCGCGGACGUUUGCGACCGGUACGGCAUAUGGUUGCACGUGGACGCAUGCCUCGGCGGUACCGCUAUCCUGUCCCGGCGCCACAAGCCGCUGCUCAGUGGCAUCGGCCGUGCGCAAUCGCUUGCCUGGAACCCGCACAAAACGCUCGGAGCUCCACUGCAGUGUUCGGUUUUCCUGAUCAAGGAGCGGGGCCUGCUGCACGAGUGUAAUGCCGCCAAAGCGGACUAUCUCUUCCAGCAGGACAAAUUCUACGACAUCUCGUACGACACGGGCGACAAGAGUGUGCAGUGUGGUCGGAAGGUGGAUGCGUUCAAAUUUUGGCUCAUGUACAAGGCGCGCGGUUCCGAUGGGCUUGAGGCGCUCGUCGACAAUGCGUUCGAUUGUGCCGACUGGCUGCACGCCCAGCUGCUUCAGCGGGUCGGUUUCCGGACGGUGCUGGAGCAGUUUCAGUACACGAACAUAAGCUUCUGGUAUGUGCCUACGUGGAUGCGUGUGGCCACACCGGACCAGGAGACGGCCGACUGGUGGCAACGGCUGUACAGCGUUACGGCGGACAUUAAGGAGCGGAUGGUGAAGCGGGGCACGGUGCUGGUUGGUUACGUGCCGCUGCUUCAUAAGGGGAUCGGCAAUUUCUUCCGCAUGGUGGUAACGUGUCAUCCGCGACCGACCCGUGCCACGAUGCAGUACAUCAUCGACGAGAUUGAGCGUGUGGGAGAGGAGUUGAAGCCGCAACAAAAUGGGGUGGUCAGCUUCUCAACGAGGUGCUAAAUACACAAUUCUGGCUUAGCAUUUACUGAUUGCAUUACAAAUCUGCCCGUUUACAAACAAAUGGCGCCUCUUAAAAUUAUAAGCUUAUUAAAACCAGUUCGAUGAAGAAAAAAAAACUUUCCAAAA